Leucoraja erinaceus (little skate) is the source of this 4957-nucleotide messenger RNA. Its product is annotated as astacin-like metalloendopeptidase. Gene Ontology annotation, biological process: proteolysis. Bases 162 to 1757 code for a protein of 531 amino acids. Gene Ontology annotation, molecular function: zinc ion binding; metalloendopeptidase activity. Lineage: Eukaryota; Metazoa; Chordata; Chondrichthyes; Rajiformes; Rajidae. The transcript has 14 exons. The record is from RefSeq and is a predicted model, not a curated record.
CAAGAAAAACACAUUUUAUAAUAUGAUGGGGUGCGUUGUCUUUUGGAUCAAUAUAAAAAGCUGAAGCUACUACACACUUUAUUGCCUACAACAUUUAACAAAUGACAUCUUUCACUCCAUUCAACUGAGGCAUCCUGCCUUAAUAGCACGGAGGGGAGAAGAUGGAUUUAACAAUUGCAGUGCUAUUAACUUUAGCCCUGAGAUGCAUUCAUUCUGCAUUGAUGGACUACAAGAAUUCAACUUUAAAAGAUGGCAUGAAAAGCGAAGAAACUGAACAAGAUGUGUUUCGUAUAAUUUUAAAACAGAACAAAGAACUAUUAAAGCAGACAGGAAAUAAAAAAAUUCAUUUUGGCGAUGUUCUAGUUGAUAAAUCCAGAAAUGCUAUGGUCUGUAAUUGGGAACCAAGAAGUUGCUUAUGGCCCGCUUCAGAGGAUGGGAAUGUUUAUGUACCAUAUAAAGUAUCUAGCGAUUACAAUGAACAGGAUAAAACGAAAAUUCAAAAUGCGCUGGGUGAAGUCAAUUCUUUAACAUGCGUGAAAUUUUACUACAAGCGACGUAAUGAACGUGCAUAUAUUUCUGUUACACAAAAAGUAGGGUGCUUUGCACAUGUAGGUUACGCAAAAUCGGAAAGGGGGAUGUCAUUGCAAAAACCAGGUUGUAUACAGCACGCUGUAAUAAUACAUGAAUUUUUGCAUUCAAUUGGUUUUCAGCAUGAGCAAUCCAGAACUGAUCGUGAUAAAUAUAUCACAGUCUUUCCUGAAAAUAUUUGUCCCGGGCAGGAAUAUAACUUUAAACUACUAAAUACAAAUAAUCUAGGCACAAAAUAUGACUAUGGAUCAGUCAUGCACUACGGCAAAACCGCUUUUGCCAAAAAAGGAACAUUCACUAUGCUAGCAAAGCCAAAUUCAAGCAUUGAACUAGGACAAUAUUUAGGCCUUUCCACCACAGAUGUUUAUAAGAUUAACAAACUGUAUAACUGUGUUAUUUGUGGAAAUAUGUUAAUUAAGAUGUCUGGAAGUUUCACCUCUCCAAAUUUCCCAGCGAACUAUCCCAAUAAUGCUGACUGCCUGUGGAUAAUUAGAUCAAAACGCAAAUACAAGAUCCUUUUGGAAUUCUCUUCAUUUGCAAUAAAAGAAUUUGCAGCUUGCCUUGGUGAUCACGUAACAGUUUACGAUGGUGCAAAUAAGCUUGCAAAAAUCCUUGUAAGACCAGCUUGUGGUGCAGAAAGUCCAGCAGCUCUGUCAUCCAAUAAUGAGUUACUUAUUACAUUCCGCUCUACCUGGAGAUUACCAGCCCGUGGUUUCAAUGCUAAUUAUAAAUUUGUUGAGUGUGGGUUUAUGAUGAAAAGCAGAAAAGGAAAUUUUCUCAGAUUCGCUACCCCCUUCAGGGUCACACACUGCUUUUGGGUCGUGCUCGCCAGAAUGAAGCGCCAGUUGACCUUGAAAAUUAAAGACCUGAAUAUUCAAAAGACAAAAAAGUGUGAAAAUCAUCUAAUCAUUCAUGGCAAUGCACAAAGCCCUCCAAGAAAAUACUGUGAACAAUCCUUAUAUCCAAUAAAUAUCACCUCCUCUGGGCGUGCAAUUGUGUUGGAAUUUCAUCAUGCUACGUCAAUUAAUCAACAUGGAUUUAAGGUUUCUUACAGCAGUGUUUUCAAUAAACAUCCGCCUGUAGUGGUGCCUCAGGCCUCUCGUGGAAGUUACUACAACAGUUUUGGGCUUGCACCAGGCAUCUUACUGACAUUUUUAUGGAAAACAUAAUUGUUGUGAAAACCAGAAUACCAUCAGUUUUUGGAUUUCUCUGUGCUCUGCCUCCAGAUUAAAGAAAGUUUACACCAGUAUAUUUGGCCAGUGAUCAACUUACAUACAUUAUAUAUCCCUUUGAACACAUUCAUCUGCAGCCUUAAACAAAAGCCCUGAAAUCGAAGUCUGAGAAGGUAGACGAAGAACAAAAUAAGUUUAUCUGAAAUCAAUAUUCAUCUGAAAUUACCACCUUGGCCUUUUCAAUGAUACAUUGACUGAGUUAACUGCUGUUUUCUAAUCGUCUGAGGUAACAUUUCAGAGUGGUCUAGUUUGUAUUCCCAUAAUGCUCUCACAACAUAUUCCCCAUAUAAAUGGAGUAUAAAUUUGUCUUAGUAACCUGUCUUAUGCCCAAUGCAAAAAAAGGUUUGACUUGAUAAAUGGUAUUUUUAAAGAAAAGGAUUUUUUCAAAAUUACUUCAGAAAUAUUUUGAUAUGUUAGCAAUAAGUCUAUAGGUUAUAAACAUUGAAGGUUUCUACUACAAUUAAAAAAGUGUACAAUCUUUACACUUUCAUAGACAAGUAGAUGCUUAAUUUGCCAUCAUGGAAUGAGCUGGCCUUGAUUGAGGGCAUCCUUCUUGCAUUUACAUUGCAUUGAUCCCUUUCAUAGUGGCUGACAUUGCAUAUGAUAUUUUUUUCUGAAGUAUUUUAACAACCGUUCACUGGUGGGAAAUCUACCACAAAUCAUCAGUUGCCAGAUAAUAAUUACUAACUCAAGAAAUUGAGUCAGACAUACCUGAAUGAGAGUUAAAAGGCUUCAUUGUCGUUUUGGCAUUUCUCAAUGACUCAUCUUUUCAUUAAUUACAGUAGUUAAACACACCAGAUACAUUUUGUAAUUCAUUUUUUGACGUUAUGCCUUUUUUCAUUUGCGUUUCUCCCAAAAGGAGGAAGGAAAAAAUAUAGAACCUCUUAUUUUCAUUGCAUUUCUCUUGCAUCAAACUGAAUGAGCAAUGGGUUCCAAGAAUUCUGCAGUUGGCAUUGAAUCAGAAAUUCUCUUGUUGCUGGAGUGAACAAUAACUGCAAGGUUGAGGUGAAACUAACUCCAUUACUCUGAUUAACUAGCAUUGCUCUGUUCAUUUGUUUCCCUACAGAUAAACGGUUUGGAUAUUUUAGUUUGAAAUUAUUUGCUAAUAAAAUGUUACUUUAAAAAUGACAUGGUCCCUUACAUUUUACUUUGGAAAAUUCAAAGGAAUACAAGAAAAUAUUAAAUAUAUGCAACCCGUUAAGAACUGAGGUUCUCUGCUGGAGGAAGGAUCUGUAUGUUCACAUAAGGAUAUGACCUUUGAGUACUGGGAACUUGCUUGUGUAACUGCUCAAGGUUACUUAUUAAGGUAAAUAUAUUUUGGGGCAAAUAGCAGGUAUGGGACAUUUUUAUAUUCUUUUUAAGAAUGUUGACACUCCUGACUGGAUGAAUACCCUUGAUGACGUUUCUCAAAUUCCUCCUAUUUUGGUGUGCAGGAGACAUUGUGAGACUACCAGCCUCCAUCCCACCCCACUUUGUACAGCCAUUUGUUGGCAAUCUUUCCUCUUCUCAGUUCUGAUGCAAGGUCUCAACCUGAAAUGUCGACUUGCAAUUUUUGCUCCCACAGAUCCGGUUUUAUCCAAAGAGUUCUUCCAGUGUUUUUUGUUGUUUCAGAACCACAUAACUACCUCAAUUGUAGAGAAAAUGCCAUAUCCUCAAGAUGAGAUCCUGGUGCCUAAAUCAAUCCGAUAUAUGCGAACUAGACAUGUGGACUUCAUCGUUGCAUGCAACUGCAGAUGCCAAAGGAAAAGUAAUACAUACACCCAUAGACUGAGUGACAUGAGGUGCAGUAGCAAAGUAAUGGGAGCAGGAGGACAAGAAAGGAAGAUGGAUGAUUUGACAUUCAACCUCAGCAGAACGAAGAAGGGAUGCUUGAUUUGACUCGACAAAUGAGAUGAUAGAUCAUACUCCCUGAUAAUAUCCAAUAAUCUUUGUCACACAAUAAACCUUAUCACCAAUAAACCACAGCAAUAAUCACCUGUGGGACACCAGAUUCCCUCACACUCUGCUGAGCAUGCACAUCUGCACUGAACAUAAAAAGAUAAUUGACUAAUUAGUCAUAGUCAUCGAGUGAUACAGUGUGGAAACAGACCCUUCGGCCCAACUUGUCCAAAUCCCAUACUCUGGGCAAGAGACUCUGUGCAUCUACUUGAUCUAUUCCUCUUAUGAUUUUGUACACCUCUAUUAGAUCACCCCCAUCCUCCUGCGCUCCAAGGAAUAGAGACCCAGCCUAGUCAACCUCUCCCUAUAGCUCACACCCUCUAGUCCUGGCAGCAUCCUCGGAAAUCUUCUCUGAACUCUUUCAAGCUUGACAAUAUCAUUCCGAUAACAUCGUGAGCAGAACUGAACACAAUAUUCUAAAUGCGGUAUUCUACAACUGCAACAUGACCUCCCAACUUCUAUACUCUACACUCUGACUGACUCAGCCAAAAGUCUUUUUGACCACCUUAUCUACUUGCGACUCGACCUUCAAGGAACCAUGCACCUGCACGGCUAGAUCCCUCUGCUCUACAACAUUCAUUGUGUAGGUCCUGCCGUUGUUAGAUGUCCCAAAAUACACCUCAAACUUGUCUGUAUUAAAUUACAUCAACCAUUCCUCAACCCAGCUGGCCAAUCGAUCCAGUUCCUGCUGCAAUCUUUCACAACCAUCUUAACUAUCUGCAAAAUCACCCACUUUUGUAUCAUCAGCAAACUUUCUAAUCUUGCCCUGUAUGUUCUCAUCCAAUUCAUUGCUGUAGAUGACAAACAGUAACGGACCAGUACCGAACCCUGAGGCCUGUCCCACUUGGGCUUCAUUUUCAGCGACAGCCUGAAAAGAGGUUGUCGUGGUCGAGUCGUGAUGCAUGUAAUGACGCGAGGUGUUUCCCAGUCGCCCCUGGAUUUUGGAAUGUUCAAAAUCCAGGGGCGACAUCUGGGUGUCUCAUCAUGUUGUGCGCCGUGUCACACGCUGACGUAUGCUGUCCUGCAGGUGACGCCUGGUUAGGGUUAUGGUUGGGGUUAGGGACCACAGAUGGGCUGUAAAAUAUUCUUCCUUUAAUGCAUGGAUUUUAAACAUUAAUGUAUUAAAAUGAAUACAAUAAAAUCAAUUGUGCAAAUGAAAAGAUGUCUGAGUCGUUCAGUUUUAUUUACAGAUGUAUUGG